UAUAACCAUUUUCCCUUUUUAAAAAAAUAAAAAAUGAACUGAUGGAGAAACCAUUGACUUCGUCAACGCAAAAAAAAGACUCGAAGGUCGUGUUACUCGUGUAGUCUUGUGUUAAUUAAACAGCGUAGAGUAGUGAAUGAAUAUCUAUCUGCUCGCAUCACAUUUUCUCCGAUACCACAAAAAGCCGCCGCCAUGUUUUCCGUUCUCCCCUUCCUCCUUUUCCUCUUCUACGUCUCCGCCGCCGUAGUUGCAGAAUCCCCAGCUUACAGCCCCCCCGAACACUUCUUCCUCAACUGCGGCGCAUCCUCAAGCAACCUGCCCGACCGGGAUGGCCGUAUAUGGGAUACUGAUAAUUUCACCAAGUUCAUUCCGGCUAACGCGGCGGAUAUAUCAGUGACUCCCAAGCCGGAAGAGCAAGGCCCUAACGUCCCCCAGAUCCCAUACACCACCGGCGUCAGAAUCUUCCAGUCCAACUUCACCUACUCCUUCCCCGUCUCCGCCGGCCCCAAGUUCCUCCGCCUCUACUUCUUCCCUUCCCUUCCCGGGUUCAACAAGACAGAAUCUUACUUCUCAGUCACGGCUAACGACCACACCCUGUUGGGAAACUUCAGCCCGUAUCUCACCGCCGCCGCCGGCCGUGACUCUGUGGUCCAGAAAGAGUAUAUCGUUAACGUCGACGAUCAACAGAUGCUCAACGUAACCUUCGCUCCUUCUCCCAACUCUUUUGCUUUUGUCAACGGGAUCGAAAUUGUUUCGAUCCCGACGGGGUAUUACAUACGAGGCGAAUCCGCCGGAACCGACGACGACCAAAUAAAAUGGGUGCCGGGAAACAAUAUUUAUUAUUACAUCUACAACAACACCGCUCUUGAGACUCUGUACAGGCUAACCGUUGGGGGGCAAUCUCUUUCGCCGAAAGAUGAUACCGGGAUGUACCGGACGUGGUCUUCCGACGAUGAGUAUGUCGUCGGUCGUGGAUAUUUUACGCCGAAUUUGGAUGUGAAGAUCAAGUACACUGCAAAGACGCCGGAAUACUCUGCUCCUGAGAAGGUUUACACUCACUCAAGGACCAUAGCCAAUUACAGCAAGGUUGUCAAUUGGACAUUUCCGGUCGACUCGGGGUUUCUUUAUCUUUUCAGGUCCUAUUUUUGUGAGUUUGCGAUCGAAAUCGAUGGGGGGAAUCAACGGGUUUUCUCGUUGGACAUAGCGAACACAACGGCGGAGAAUCAUGUGGAUGUUUUUCUAAUGGCAGAAGGUUCGAAAAUUCCAAUCUUCAGAGACUACCUUGUGAACGUGAAGGAUACCGAUGGUCGCCGGGGAAAGACAAAUGUUUCGUUGGCUAUAAGGCCUAACAUGGAAACCCGGCCGGUUUGGGCAAAUGCGUUGUUAAAUGGGUUAGAGAUUUUCAAGCUGAAUGAUACUCAAGGGAGCCUGGCCGCGUCUAAUCCUGACCUCAUCAUAUCUCAGCCGGUGCAAUCGCCGCCUCCGGGGAAGAAAAAAGGCGGCGCUACGAUCGGCGCCGUCGUUGGCGGCGUGGGCGGUGGGGUUCUGGUGAUGGCGAUCUUGGGAUUCUUUAUUUUCCGGCAACGGAGGAGGAGAGUGGGGAACUCGGGUGGAAGCGUUACCAAGACAACUUGGGACCCACUGUCCGCCGUGCCACCAUCAACGCACAACACGGACGGGUCCGGCACGCCGCUACCGUCCGAUCUCUGCCGCAGCUUCUCACUGGAGGAUCUGAAAGCCGCGACGUCCAACUUCGACGAGAAUUUCGUGGUGGGCAAAGGCGGGUUCGGAAAAGUCUACCGAGGCUUCAUAGACAACGGCGCGAUCGCCGUCGCGAUCAAGCGGCUGAACCCGGAAUCCAGCCAAGGUAUCCGCGAGUUCCAAACGGAGAUCGAAAUGCUCUCCAGGCUAAGGCAUCUCCACUUAGUCUCUUUAAUCGGCUACUGCAACGACAACGGAGAAAUGAUUCUAGUCUACGAUUACAUGGCUCGAGGAACCUUGCGCGAUCAUCUCUACAAAUCCGAUAACCCCUCUCUCCCAUGGAAGAAACGGCUCGAAAUCUCCAUCGGCGCCGCCAAGGGCUUGCAUUAUCUCCACACCGGAGCAAAAUGGACGAUUAUUCACCGGGACGUUAAGUCCACUAAUAUCUUGUUGGAUGAAAGAUGGGUGGCUAAGGUGUCGGAUUUCGGUUUAUCCAAGGUGGGUCCACUCGGGGAAGCCUAUACCCACGUCAGCACCGCCGUGAAAGGGAGCGUCGGAUACGUGGAUCCGGAAUACUAUAGAAGACAACAAGUGACGGAAAAAUCCGACGUUUAUUCGUUCGGGGUGGUUUUAUUCGAGGUCCUAUGCGCGAGGCCGGCCGUGAUUCCGACCCAAACGAGAGAGCGAGUGAACUUAGCGGAGUGGGCCCGGCAGUGUUGCCGGAAAGGCACGGUGGAUCAAAUGGUGGAUCCCAGAUUACGCGGCGAGAUUGCGCCGGAGUCGCUGAACAAGUACGCCGAGAUAGCCUGCAAUUGCCUGAAGGAACAAGGGGUAGACCGCCCCGCGAUGAGCGAUGUGGUUUGGAGCCUUGAAUUCGCGUUGCAGCUCCAGGAAGCCGCCGAGAAGAGGACCCAAGCGGCCGCCGGCGACGACGGGUUCCCGCCCGGCAGCCCAUCUUUCCCGCUGCUAGGAAACGGAGACUCAAACACCACCACCGACAGCAGCGAAGGCGGCGUUUUCUCGACGUCCGAUGAAGUUGCGGCAAUGUCGUCUACAACCAGUGGGAGUGGGACAGCGACAACCACAACCGGCGUCGACAGGCUACAGUCCCAUAAUGUUUUUUCCCUACUCAACCACCCUGAGGGACGUUAAUUAAUAUUUUUCUUAUCUCUACUCUGAAUUCAAAUUUCUAGUUGCCGUAGCCCAUAGGCAUUGAUCAUUGAUGAAUGAUGAGAGCAGAAACAGACAAAGCUUGGGGUCCAUUUUCUAUUCUCUGUUUUCCUUAAUAGAUAACUAGGUGGGUGUAUAAGUAUUGAAAUUUCAGUUAUAAGGGUUACAAUAUAUGUUUGUUAAUAGUAAUGAUUUCACAUGCAAAUAUUACAACAUAUAUCAUAAGUAACAAUUUAUUUUUUA
Ipomoea nil (Japanese morning glory) is the source of this 3114-nucleotide messenger RNA. Its product is annotated as receptor-like protein kinase FERONIA. The record is from RefSeq and is a predicted model, not a curated record. Lineage: Eukaryota; Viridiplantae; Streptophyta; Magnoliopsida; Solanales; Convolvulaceae. Bases 193 to 2853 code for a protein of 886 amino acids. Gene Ontology annotation, molecular function: transmembrane receptor protein tyrosine kinase activity; ATP binding. The transcript has a single exon. Gene Ontology annotation, biological process: protein autophosphorylation. Gene Ontology annotation, cellular component: plasma membrane; plasmodesma.